CGCAGCACCAUGUACCGCGCACUCCGGCUCCUCGCCCGCUCGCGUCGCCUCCUGAGGGCACCGUCGGCCGGCGCUGCAGUCUCAGGGGAAGCAGGCGCCCUCCCGCAGCGUGUCCCGAACGUCGCUCGAAUGGAGCCUUGGUCCCUGUUCUUACUCUACGUGACCUUCAAGAUGUGGCUCCUGAGUCAUAGAAGACUUGCAUGCAUGCGUUCAUGCCCGUCUUUCUAGAGAGGCUCCCUAGCUUCCCUCAGAUUCUGAAAUGCUUCCAUUGACCUAGAAGAUGAAGAAGAGACUUAGCUGGUUUCCUCCCUGCAUAUUCACCAGGUUGACAGGCAAGCCAAAAUUCCUUCCGUAUAGAAUAUGACACCUUUGGUGAACUGAAGGUCCCAACUGAUAAGUAUUAUGGUGCCCAGACCGUGAGAUCUACAAUGAAUUUUAAGAUUGGAGGCCCGACGGAACGUAUGCCAAUCCCAGUUAUUAAAGCUUUUGGCAUCUUGAAGCGAGCUGCUGCUGAAGUAAACCAGGAUUAUGGUCUUGAUCCAAAGAUUGCUAGUGCAAUAAUGAAGGCAGCAGAUGAGGUAGCUGAAGGUAAACUAAACGAUCACUUUCCUCUGGUGGUGUGGCAGACUGGAUCAGGAACCCAGACAAACAUGAAUGUAAAUGAAGUCAUUAGCAACAGAGCAAUUGAAAUGUUAGGAGGUGAACUUGGCAGCAAGAAGCCUGUGCACCCCAACGACCAUGUGAAUAAGAGCCAGAGCUCGAAUGACACCUUUCCCACAGCAAUGCACAUCGCCGCUGCGGUGGAAGUUCAUGAGGUCUUGUUACCAGGACUACAGAAGUUGCAUGAUGCACUCAGUGCAAAAUCCAAAGAGUUUGCACAGGUCAUCAAAAUUGGGCGAACCCACACGCAGGACGCUGUCCCACUUACUCUUGGGCAGGAAUUCAGUGGUUAUGUUCAGCAAGUUCAUUAUGCAAUGGCGAGAAUAAAAGCCGCCAUGCCAAGAAUCUAUGAGCUCGCUGCUGGAGGCACUGCUGUCGGGACAGGUUUAAACACCAGAAUCGGCUUUGCAGAAAAGGUGGCUGCCAAAGUGGCUGCACUCACAGGCUUGCCUUUUGUCACUGCCCCAAAUAAGUUUGAAGCUCUGGCCGCUCACGAUGCCCUGGUGGAGCUUAGUGGAGCCAUGAACACCACUGCCUGCAGCCUGAUGAAGAUAGCAAAUGAUAUCCGCUUCCUGGGUUCUGGUCCUCGGUCAGGUUUAGGAGAGCUGAUCUUGCCUGAAAAUGAACCAGGAAGCAGCAUCAUGCCAGGAAAGGUGAACCCUACUCAAUGUGAAGCAAUGACGAUGGUUGCAGCCCAAGUUAUGGGGAAUCAUGUUGCUGUUACUGUUGGAGGCAGCAAUGGACAUUUUGAGUUGAACGUUUUUAAACCAAUGAUGAUUAAGAAUGUGUUACACUCAGCCAGGCUGCUGGGGGAUGCUUCAGUGUCCUUCACAGAAAACUGUGUGGUGGGGAUCCAGGCCAACACAGAGAGGAUCAACAAGCUAAUGAAUGAGUCUUUAAUGUUGGUGACAGCUCUUAAUCCCCAUAUAGGGUAUGACAAAGCAGCGAAGAUUGCCAAGACAGCACACAAGAAAGGAUCAACCUUAAAGGAAACGGCUAUUGAACUUGGCUAUCUCACUGCAGAGCAGUUUGAUGAGUGGGUGAAGCCCAAGGAUAUGCUGGGUCCAAAGUGACUUAAAUAAAUUUAUAUUAAAAUAAACUUGUAUGAAAUUUAAAAAA
Molecule: messenger RNA, 1779 nt
Organism: Cricetulus griseus (Chinese hamster)
Lineage: Eukaryota; Metazoa; Chordata; Mammalia; Rodentia; Cricetidae
Source: RefSeq, a predicted model, not a curated record